Messenger RNA from Capsicum annuum, 1988 nucleotides. Its product is annotated as eukaryotic translation initiation factor 3 subunit D-like. Gene Ontology annotation, biological process: translational initiation. Gene Ontology annotation, molecular function: translation initiation factor activity. NCBI's taxonomy places the organism in Eukaryota, Viridiplantae, Streptophyta, Magnoliopsida, Solanales, Solanaceae. The record is from RefSeq and is a predicted model, not a curated record. Gene Ontology annotation, cellular component: eukaryotic translation initiation factor 3 complex; cytoplasm.
GGAACUUACUCAAAUAUGGCACAUUUUCAACUCGGUGACGAACCGUACAACGCUGAUGGGUGGGGCCCACCGGAUUCUCCAAAUACGACGUCAUCCUUUUCAAUUUCAAUCCCAACCCAAAUCUCUAACAUCCCUUUUGCCCCAUUUUCCCGUUCCGACAAACUCGGCCGGAUCGCCGAUUGGACCCGUAACCCGACCCGACCCGGAUCCAGUAUCAAACAAAACCCUUCCGACUCCGCCUUCGAUUUCUCCGGCGACGACUCUUUCACUGCCGGCGAUGAUGAUUCAUCAUUCCGACUCGUCGAUAAUUCAACCAGUAGGCCCCACCAUCACCAAGGGCAAAAUCGUCCUAAGUUUAACCCACGGUGGCGGUUCAACCCGAACCACCACCGUACUCACCUUCCCCAGCGCCGCGAUGAGGAGGUUGAAGCACGUAAACGCGACGCCGAGAAGGAACGCGCUCGCCGUGAUCGGCUUUACAAUCUGAAUCGUUCUAGUAAACGCCAAUGCCCGGCGGGUUUCAAAUCCUCCGUUGAUAUUCAACCGGAGUGGAACAUGCUUGAUCAAAUUCCUUUUUCGACUUUCUCGAAGCUUUCCUUCCCGAUAUCCGAGCCUGAAGACCUGCUAAUUUGCGGGGGACUUGAAUUCUACGAUCGCACGUGCGAUCGUAUCUCUCCGAAGAACGAACGCCGUCUUGAGAGGUUUAAGAAUCGGAAUUUCUUCAAAGUCACCACUACUGAUGAUCCCGUUAUUCGGCGUUUAGCUAAUGAAGAUAAAGCUACGAUUUUCGCAACAGAUGCGGUGUUAGCUGCGUUAAUGUGUGCUUCGAGAUCAGUUUACUCAUGGGAUAUUGUGAUUCAGCGUGUUGGGAACAAGUUGUUCUUCGAUAAACGCGAUGGAUCGCAGCUGGAUUUGAUUUCUGUGCACGAGACGUCGCAGGAACCGUUGCCUGAUGUGAAGGAUGAUAUAAAUUCAGCGUACUCGUUGAGCGUUGAAGCGGCUUAUAUAAACCAGAAUUUCUCUCAGCAGGUGUUGAUAAGGGAUGGAAAUAAACUUAGUUAUGAUGAGGGUAAUCCAUUUGCAACGGAAGGAGAUGAAGUGGCGUCAGCGGCAUAUAGAUACAGGAGGUGGAAAUUGGAUACUGAUGUGUAUUUGGUGGCGCGAUGUGAAGUGCAGAGUGUGGUGGAACUGAACAAUAAGAGAUCGUUUUUGACACUAAAUGCGUUGAAUGAGUUUGAUCCGAAGUACACAGGAGUCGAUUGGAGACAGAAGUUGGAGACCCAAAGGGGUGCGGUUUUAGCGACUGAGUUGAAGAAUAAUGCGAAUAAAUUAGCAAAAUGGACUACACAAGCUUUGUUAGCUAACGCGGAUAUGAUGAAGUUGGGUUACGUCUCAAGAGUUCAUCCUAGGGAUCACUUUAACCAUGUUAUAUUAGCCGUUGUAGGAUACAAGCCCAAAGACUUCGCAUCACAGAUUAAUUUGAAUACAUCCAAUAUGUGGGGCAUUGUGAAAAGUAUCGUGGACUUGUGUCUGAAGUUGAAGGAAGGGAAGUACGUACUCGUUAAGGACCCAACCAAGCCACAGGUGAGAAUUUAUGAGGUUCCUCCAGAUGCAUUUGAAAAUGAUUACGUGGAGGAGCCUUUGCCAGAAGAUGAACAGGUUCAGCCUCCUGCAGAGAAUUUAGAAGGAGGAGAGGCAGAUGGAUCUGUGAAUGAAGUAGAGGACAAACCGACUAGCGGUGAAGCUGCAUAAGAGGGUAAUAAUUUCAUUUAAGUUACAUCAAUAAACAAUGUUUCAGUCUUAUGUUCCUUAGCAUCAAUAAGGUUUUUAUGCCCUUGUAGAGCUUAAUAUAAUUACUUUGAUUACAUCAGUUUCUUUUUAAUGUAUUUCACAUCCAAUAACAAUGACUCAAAUUGCAUUAGUUCGUUGUCUUAUGAAUGAUUUACUCUUGAAACAGUGAUAUUCGUAAAUAACUUUAGUUUUUAUCA